Molecule: messenger RNA, 1242 nt
Organism: Chelonoidis abingdonii (Abingdon island giant tortoise)
Lineage: Eukaryota; Metazoa; Chordata; Testudines; Testudinidae
Source: RefSeq, a predicted model, not a curated record
GCGAGGCGUGGUGUGCCCGCACCGGCCCUGGGCAAGGAGGCUGCGCAGGGGAGAGGAGGCGGAGCCGCAGUGAGUUGGUUCUGGGCGCCGGGGACUGCAGCCUGUCGAGCAGCCCUGCGAUUCUGAGCAGAACCAGAAGUCCUGAAUCCAGGAGUAGAAAGUUCCCAUUGCACAGUGAUGAAUGCUGACAUGGAUGCUGUUGAGGCUGAAAAUCAGGUGGAACUGGAAGAAAAAACACGUCUUAUUAAUCAAGUUUUGGAACUGCAGCACACACUUGAAGAUCUGUCAGCACGAGUAGAUGCUGUUAAGGAAGAAAACCUGAAACUCAAAUCAGAAAAUCAAGUUCUCGGCCAAUACAUAGAAAAUCUUAUGUCUGCAUCUAGUGUUUUUCAGACAACUGACACAAAAAGCAAACGAAAGUAAGGGGUUGAUUUCCAGAUUAGGCUAUUGUAUUGCUGCUGCUUUUCCUGUUUUCAUUGGCAUAGGCUACAUGAGUUAAUACCUUAGUUUGUGGCUUCCUUGGAUAUCUGAAGAUCAAUGGCUAUUAUAGACAGAGUUAAAAACAUCAAACAACUGAAACCAUGAGUUUGUGUGUUGUUAGCCUUUGAGCAAUGUGCAAAUGUAAUAGACUUUAACUUGACUUGCAUAUUUGUUUCAAAAAAUCAACGAUGGCACAUCUUGUCAAAACUGGAUUCAGUUUGUUGGGUUAAGCAAACGUGACUGUCAACUACUUUGAAGAUUUUAGGAUAGUGUCUUGUAGCAGAAUAAUACAAUGAGAUGUAAAAUGGUGUUAAUCUUAUUUUAAAUGAACACUUAAACUUACUUUGCACCACCUUUUCUUCAGCUCAAAAAAUAAUUUUAGGUAUCUGUCUAGAAUACACCUUUGCAGAUGAAAAACAAACAUUUUAAAAAAUAAUUGGAAGAGGUUAAGGAUUUUCAGGAACUAGUAGAGAUGUGACUCUUCUCUGCAGGGUUCUAAUGACUUGCUUGGUCCUGACAAACUGAAGAUAACCUGUUUGUAAAAGAUUGUGAGGAGUGCUGAAUUACUGGGAUGUUACUGUUUACAGCGUGUAUGAUAUCUUUCACACUUCAAACCAGUUCCUUUUCCCUAACUGCUGGCAGUUUUUCUGUUAGCUAAUGUUAUUCAAGGAGGUGGUUUUACACCCAUGUUGAGAACCACUCAUCUUAGUAUACCUGCUUUUAUAGUGGGGGCUUUGCCAGCAUAGCUACAUUGUUUUUUCA